This is a messenger RNA of Anarrhichthys ocellatus (wolf-eel), 2283 nucleotides long. RefSeq names its product 4-hydroxyphenylpyruvate dioxygenase-like (gene hpdl). The record is from RefSeq and is a predicted model, not a curated record. The transcript is spliced from 5 exons. The coding region runs from base 122 to 1447 and encodes 441 amino acids. Gene Ontology annotation, molecular function: 4-hydroxyphenylpyruvate dioxygenase activity. NCBI's taxonomy places the organism in Eukaryota, Metazoa, Chordata, Actinopteri, Perciformes, Anarhichadidae. Gene Ontology annotation, biological process: aromatic amino acid metabolic process.
UUGUCAUUCCACCAUUCGCGCACGCAAGAUUUCAUUUAAAGCAUGGUGCCCGCCCCUUCCUGGGGUCUUGGUAGAGGAGCUCUGUUUGACUCACCGGCUGUCAAAAACGCCCCACCGCACCAUGGCAGCCCUGUUGACCAGGCUGCACCACAUUUCGCUCAACGUCUCCAACGCGGAGAAAGUUUCCAGCGACCUCGUCUCCAAAUUCAAGUUCAGUUUGUUUGCCACCAGGCUGACCGAUGGGGCCAGGCAGCUGGCUUUCAGAAAGGGAGCGGCUGUCUUCAUCGUGAACGAGAGACCAACCCGGAGCGACGCGGUAACGAAUGAGAGGCUCCACAUUACGCACUCGCGUCCACAUGUUCCACAGCUGGUCAACGUGGGGAAAGACAACCGGGGUGAUUCCACGAAAUGUCUUUACGACGUCAGCUCGUGUUACCCAGUGAACACUGUCAACAACGUGUGUUUCGAAGUGCAGGAUGUGGAAAGGUCAUCCAGGGCUCUCCAACACCUGGGCUGCAAUUUCAUGGUUCCGCCAACGACAGUUCACGACGAGUGUGGUUAUGUCACCUACUCAGUGGUCAAAUCCAUCGUGGGGAACGUGUGCCACACGUUGAUUGACAGGACAAAAUACAAGGGCAGCUUCUUGCCUGGGUUUGAUGGCAUCGAAAAUUACUUGCCAGAAACGGACACGUCUUGUCUAAUCACACACUUUGAUCACAUCACAUAUGUCUGUCUCAAGAAAACAACCAACCAGGUCAUGAGGUGGUACGAGAAGCUCUUUGGUUUUCAAAGGUUUUUCAUCAACAGUGCUGAAAAUGUGGACGAAGGUUUUGUCAUAAACCAGGAGGGCAUUGGACUGCGUCUAACCGCCAUGGAGUACUGGAAAUGCAGCAAAACUGGCAUCACUCUCCCCUCUGUGGACAAGAAGGAGCCUGACUGCAAGUUUGUGAUUGCAGAAUCGCUCUUUGAUCAAGGAAUCAGGAAUCAGAUUGACACCUUCUUGGAGCAGCACGGGGCCCCGGGGAUCCAGCACAUAGGACUAUACACAACAAACAUAGUUUCUACUGCUCAUGCAAUGGCUGAUGCUGGUGUGCAGUUCUUCUCCCCUCCUAAAGCCUACUACAUGCAGGUGGGAAAACAGCAGGAGAUAGAGGAGGCAGGACUAAACCCCCAGAUGCUGGCGAAGCAUGGCAUUCUCCUGGACACAGAUCCGGCAUCGCAGACCGCAUCCAGUGAAAGCCGAGGAUACCUUCUCCAGGUGUUCAGCAAGCCCAUCUUUGCAGAGGACACCUUCUUCCUCGAGCUGAUAGAGCGAAGGGGGGCCACAGGUUUUGGCGAGGGGAACAUCGGAGCGCUGUGGAGGUCUGUGCAGGCGCACAUGGAGAGUCAGGGCGGGGAUUCUCAAGGAGAGGAAACUCCAAAAACGGUGCAAACUUCCCCGUAUUAGUCCAUCCAGAUAAUAAUAAAAAUAAUAAUUUGAGAGUACUUCUAAAAUAAGUGAAAAAAGUAGAAUGUAUAAAUACAUAUUAUAUGUUUACAGAGGAUUUUUACCACGAAAUAAAAAGCACUUGUGGCAAUAGUUGCCUGUUACACUGAUAACAAGUACAUUGAGUUAUAUUAAUAUCCAUCUUUUAACAUGACAUUAACAUCAAAGAUGUAAAACUGUACUUUGAACUAUGUGGUACAUAAGCAGAUGUUACAUAUUCUACUUCAAACUUCAAAUGUCACUCCACAAAUACAUUUUCUGUCACAGUAAAAUAAUGUUUUCAUUGUGUCAAAGCAAAAACAACUGCCUGACUUCACAGCAACUGUUGCUCAAUAAAUCUGUUUCUUACAGCACACCGUGAAGACCAAUUACUGUCCUCAUAACAAGGUGCUCUCUGUUUCGUAGAAUGUGGGUGGGCGGGCUGAAUUUCAGAAUAAGAGCAUUGUAAAUAUUGUUUUUCAUGCGGUGAUCAAUUUUGAGGUUUUGGGCUAUUUUGCUUUCGUAACAUGUCUUUUUUUUCAAACUACUAAAAAAGUUUGUUUUACGACAGAGGACUACUUUACACUUUGACUCCACUAUAUUUCCAUAGUAUUGUGCUAUUCCUACAUGUAUGUGACUGAUUUUGUUGUGUGCUCUUUUGCUGAAUAAAAAAUGUACAUUCAAAACGUGUAAUCGGGUUAUGUAAUAUGAUGUGUUGUAGAUAUUUUAACUAUAACGGUAAAUAACACAAGUAGGGACGAUUUGACAGACUACAACAAUAAGGCACUUAUUAAGACAUCAGAAUUCAUAACUACAAU